AUGAGGGGCUUUACAUCUUUGGCUGCAAUGGCAGCUGUUGUGAAUGUGGGAUCCGGCCAUGUUGUGCCUCUCCACUCAAUGCACACAUCUUCAUUGGCAUCCCACGCCUCUCAGGUGUCACAGAAGCCACAUGUGUCGCAGGCCGCGCAUGUAUCAGAAGGGGUGCAGACACCACAUACAUCACAGACAUCGUGCACAUCGCAUGUCACUCACGGCUCCCACAAGUCGCCACCGUCGCAUGGUGCACUGUCGCCCCCUGAUGACGGCCCCUCAAUGGAAGACUUCCCUUUUGAUUGGGCCCUUGCUUCUUCACUCGCUGGGAUCACUGGUCCACCACCUAGCGCCACCGUCCAUGAAUAUGUGACAAAUCCGCACCCAUCAGUGAAAGGGACGGGGACGACUGAAAGUGGUUCCUCUUCAGCUGCCAGACCGACAGAGCCAUCCAGCGGUGCUCAUGUAAGGCCCAGCUCAAUGGUCACAAGGGCUAGCUCGAUGACUACCGACUCAGCCUCCACUUCAAUCAGCCAGAGCUCUACCGAUAUCACGCGUCCGGCUUCCAAGGCUUCGACCAACUCUCCCAAACACAGCACCAUCUCACUCAAGAGCAGUGUGCCAUCAUCUACUGCCGACGCAUCACCACUCCGGGACCAAAGCCAAUCUCCUGUCACGAAGACAUGUGCCAAACCUGCAAGCAAGUCGUCAGGGCCGUAUUGGUUUGAUCAACAGGACCACAAUCAGCACGGUGCUGGAUUCGCACCCUAUGCGAAGACAGGCAAUUAUCCCGUCUACCGUAAUGUGAUGGACUACUCUGUCGUCAACGAUGGAACUGGAGACCAGACUGCCAGGUUACAGAAAGCGAUCGAUGACGAUGGUGCCGGUGGUACUCGCAAAGGCCAAGGUGUGGGCCGCUACCCUGCCCAGGUCUAUCUACCUGGAGGCGUCUACCAGAUUGGAAAAACCAUUGAUCUCACAGUCGGCACGAUCAUUGUCGGCGAUCCAAACAACCCACCAGUUAUCAAGGCUUCCAAAGGAUUUGAUGGCGAAUAUCUCGUCAUGGGAUAUGACUCGCAUGCAGGACAGCCAGAAACGUCUUUCGCCAUCGUUCUCAAGAAUGUCAUUUUGGAUACAACUGCCCUGGAUCCCGACAGAAAAAUCACUGCACUUCAAUGGGGUGUUGCACAGGGAUCUGGCUUGACAAACAUUCAAAUUCGUAUGCCCACUACUUCCGUCGGACAUGUUGGUAUUGAUAUCAAGGCCGGCUCGACCAUUGCGGUAACGGAUGUGGAUAUCACCGGUGGUGCCAUUGGUAUCCAGAACUCUAACCAGCAGGUUAACUUCAAAAACAUUUCUUUCAAGUCUUGUGGUACAGGUUUCUCUGCCGUUGGCGGUUGGACAGUGCUGCUCCAACAUGCAACGUUCUCCGGCUGCGGCACAGGCAUUGAUAUGACAAGCAAUGGCCUGGGUAGUAUGGUGCUGUUGGACUCUAUUGCUGUCAACACUGGUCCCGUCGUCCGGUUCUACGACUCUUCCAAGGAUUCUGGCCACCAGAACAGCCAGUUCUUGAUCCAAAACUUGCAGCAUGAUACCGGCAACGCGAUCGCAGUCGAUGUCAAUGGAAAUGUGAAGUUAGCCGCAACUCCUCACGUUGACACCUGGGUCUGGGGAACUGUCGUCCCCGAGAAGUACGAAACCGGUGCAAGCUGGGCGACCAAGCGCCCGGCGGCUUUGCUUGUCAAUGACAAAUAUUUCAUCAAAGCGCAGCCAACGUACGAAGAGUAUACGAAAGAAGAUGUCGUUAACGUCAAGCUUGUCUCUGCUCAUCCAGUGAACGGUGAUGGCCAGACCGAUGAUACAGAGAGUCUGAAUGCUAUUCUGGCUCAAAAUGCUGAAUCUUGCAAAGUGACGUAUAUCCCCUAUGGUGUUUACCGCGUGUCGGACACCGUCUUUGUCCCCGUCGGAACCCGGAUUGUCGGAGAGGCAUGGUCUGUCAUCUCUGGAUACGGUUCUAAGUUCAAGGAUUCGGCCAACCCACGACCAGUGGUACAACUUGGUAACCCCGGUGAUGUCGGUCUAAUCGAGAUUCAAGAUAUGCGAUUCUCGGUCGGCGAGAUUCUCCCUGGAGCCAAGAUCAUCGAGAUCAAUGCCGCCGGAAGCGAGCCUGGUGAUGUCGGUCUAUGGAACACCAUGGCACUUGUUGGCGGUACCGCCGAUACCAGCGUUACCACCACCUGCACUUCCCAGGACCCGAAGAACUGCAUGGCCGCCUUCAUGGUUAUGCACCUGACCGAGAGCUCCUCUGCGUAUAUUGAGAACUUCUGGGGUUGGACCGCAGACCAUAACCUGGACAGCGAAUCCCUGCUCACCAUCAUCUCCACUGGGCGUGGUAUUCUCGUUGAGGCGACCAAGGGCACAUGGCUGACCGGUACCGGUUCUGAACAUCACUGGCUUUACAACUACAACUUCCACAAGGCCCAGAAUGUGUUCGCGGGCCUCCUCCAAACGGAGAGUCCUUAUAUGCAGGGACAGGGAGAGUACCAGGCCGCGCCAGCGCCUUGGACCGCAAUCGCCAAGUACGGCGACCCUGAUUUCUCAUGGUGUGGAGCAGAUGACCAGAAGUGCCGUAGCGCUCUUGCUACCAACAUCGAUGGUGGAUCUGACCUUGCUCUCUACAAUUCUGCCGCCUGGGCCUUCUUUGAUGGCUAUUGGAACGGCUUGUACAACGAGCCCUGCAAUGGCAAUUGCCAGUCAAACAUGAUGCGGGUGACGAAUGACCCUGUAAACCUUGUGUGGUAUUCAAUCAGCACCCGCAUGACCGACGUAAUGGUCCUCGACGGGAGGACCAACCCUCGCGAGUCGAACCACCAAGGUGGGUGGGAGGGUAUAAUCCAGGUUUAUGGCGAGUUCACGGCUUGA
Messenger RNA from Penicillium brevicompactum, 2913 nucleotides. Its product is annotated as CAZyme family GH55. The coding region runs from base 1 to 2913 and encodes 970 amino acids. The transcript has 3 exons. The record is from RefSeq and is a predicted model, not a curated record. NCBI's taxonomy places the organism in Eukaryota, Fungi, Ascomycota, Eurotiomycetes, Eurotiales, Aspergillaceae. Gene Ontology annotation, molecular function: polygalacturonase activity.